AUGGUGAAAGACCUAGAGAAUUUCAUUAUGGAUCAAGUCAAAAAGAUCUCCACUCUAAUCAGGAAAAUGAAUGAUAUCUCGGCCGAUCUUGACAAAGCAAAAGUGGCCAAGGCUAAGAACAGGAUGACCGACAUGGAGUUGAAGUUUUCCUCUACUGAAGUCAAGUUAUCUAAGGCCGAGAAGAACUGUGAUGCCUUGUUGGGCCAGAAGGAAAUGGUGAAGGUCUUUACUGACACAAGGCCAAGUACUUUAAGGAUGGAUAGGAUGUCAAGGUUCAAUGUGCAUGUGUUCAUCCCUUCUACUAUCUCUGAUGAGGAAGAUAAAGGUGAAGAGAAUCAUGUUAGGAACAUCAAGGAAGACCCUCUUGCCAUAAACUUGAUUAGCGACGGGGAUGAAAAUGAGCUCCCAUUCCCUUCCCCUAGGAGGCUUCCAACCCAUGCAAUGCAAGAUCCUAUUACCCCACUAAUUCUACUACCCCCAUUGCUGAACGAAUGA
This is a messenger RNA of Ilex paraguariensis (yerba mate), 495 nucleotides long. The record is from the annotation of a GenBank genome assembly. Lineage: Eukaryota; Viridiplantae; Streptophyta; Magnoliopsida; Aquifoliales; Aquifoliaceae.